AUGACGAAACGUGUUUUCUCGUUCGACCUCUUUACUUUCCUCCUUCUGGCCGGCCUCUUUGCUCACCUGAGUCACCUCCUGCUCGCCGACCCCGAUGACAAUCCUAACUACGGCGCUUAUCACCCCAUUGAGGACAUCCACAACCCUCAUGUGAUAGAGAUCGCGGAGUUUGCUGUCUCCGAGCUCAACAAGGAACUACGGAAGAAGCUGGUGUUUCAGAGCGUGGUUCGAGGUGAGAGUCAGGUUGCAGCGGGACAAAAUUAUAAGCUUAUCGUCGCGGUCAAGGAUGAGUCCUCCUACCCCAUCUCCACAGUGAAUUAUGAGUGUGUUGUCUGGGAGAAGGUUUGGCUAAAGUUUAGGAAAAUGACCUCCUUUCAUGAGGUUAAAACCUAA
Rosa rugosa (rugosa rose) is the source of this 393-nucleotide messenger RNA. RefSeq names its product cysteine proteinase inhibitor 1-like. The transcript has a single exon. NCBI's taxonomy places the organism in Eukaryota, Viridiplantae, Streptophyta, Magnoliopsida, Rosales, Rosaceae. The coding region runs from base 1 to 393 and encodes 130 amino acids. Gene Ontology annotation, molecular function: cysteine-type endopeptidase inhibitor activity. The record is from RefSeq and is a predicted model, not a curated record.